This is a messenger RNA of Trichophyton rubrum CBS 118892, 3843 nucleotides long. RefSeq lists its product as uncharacterized. Gene Ontology annotation, biological process: transmembrane transport. Bases 1652 to 2650 code for a protein of 332 amino acids. The transcript has a single exon. The record is from RefSeq and is a predicted model, not a curated record. NCBI's taxonomy places the organism in Eukaryota, Fungi, Ascomycota, Eurotiomycetes, Onygenales, Arthrodermataceae. Gene Ontology annotation, molecular function: transmembrane transporter activity.
CAGCAAAACACGAUGAUCUCAUGCUUUCUAUUCUUAUCAUACAGUCUUGACUAUAUAUAUAUCGAUAUAUAUAAGAGGCGCCAUGUUGCAUCAUUCUCCUUAGAAUUCCCUUCUUCCUCUCUCGCUAGUCAACUUCGCUAGGGCCGGAAACCAAGCUCCGUCCAAACAAAUACAUACCAGUGCAUGGUGCCCAACCUGUCCAUUUGCCAUCCACAAAAGACAGGCGUUGCUUUCUUUCGGUUCUACUCAUUCACUGCAGGCCAGAGACCUAAACACGCACACACGCACACACACACACACAUAUAUACGCAAUUUAAUCACGCAGCGCCUUGCCCAUCCAGUGGCAUAUUCCGCCCUUCUUGGACGACUAUACUCACCACAGCCGUUCAUCCAAACCCAGAGUUAAUUUCACCAUGACUCGAGUGGUCGAUGGAAGUGGAAGACGGGCCCUUCGGCCGGUCAGCAUCGGACCCAGACCUCAACGGCCGAUGAGCUUUACUUUCCCAGAUUUCCCAUUCAACCCAGAAAGCGAUGUGUUCCCAUACGCAGACCCGAACAAACGACUAUCGUACUUCAAGUACCCUGACGUAGAUCCAGUACCUCCACUACCAACCCUCUCUGCAUCCCGGAAUGGCAGCCAAGAUACCAUUGUCCCUCCCCCGUACGAUAGUAGCGAUGCAGAAAAGGCAGAGCCUCCGCCCGAAGCCCCGCCAAGCAAGAUGAGCAGGCAGGAGAUCGUUAUCAUCAUGACAGCCUUAUGUGUAAGACUCCUAAGAACAAAAGAACGAAGAAAAGUAUGUAUAAAUGGGAUCAUUUCUAACUUGGCUUUGACGCACUGAUAUAGCUGGCCUUGUUUCUUGCUGCCCUCGAUAUGGUUAGUUUAUCCAUGAUUCUCCCAUCCAUGAACGCAAUAACUUUCUAAUGCUCUCUCCAGACAAUUAUCUCUACCUCUCUUCCCACAAUUUCAAAAGUGUUCAAUGCCAAUGAGAGCGGGUAUACAUGGAUGGCCUCAUCUUAUCUUUUAGCAAACGCCUCAUGCGUCCCCCUUUGGGGAAAGCUCAGUGACAUCUGGGGUCGCAAAGUUCUCAUACUAGCAGCCAAUGUCCUAUUCCUUGUUGGAAGUUUACUCUGCGGAAUCGCACCAGGAUUGGCCAUUUUCCUGGUUGGAAGAGGUAUCCAGGGAAUUGGAGGAGGCGGCCUGAUCAUUUUAGGACAAAUCUGCGUUAGUGAUCUGUUUAGCGCGAGGUAUAUGAUCCCCUGGCUCCGACAGUCACAAUAUAGAUUUUUACUAACGUGAUGCAAUUUAUAGAGAGCGCCCUGUUUACUAUGCUCUCUUCGGAGCUACAUGGGCUGUUGCUGGGGCACUUGGACCGGUGAUAGGUGGACUACUGACUCAAAAUACUUCCUGGCGCUGGUGUUUCUACAUUAACUGUAAGUGUUAUAAGCACCGAUUCUUCAAAUGAUACAAAGAAUACCUUUCUUUGCAUAAUCGAUACUAACACGCCAACUUGGAUUAUUAGUACCCGUUGGCGGCAUAUGCUUCGUGAUUCUCUUCUUUUUCCUGAAGAUAGAAUCUCCAAAAACACCACUCCUUGCCGGAUUGCGUGUUAUUGACUGGCUUGGAACCGUCACUAUUGUUGGAGGAACAGUCAUGCUACUCUUCGGCCUAGAGUUUGGUGGCGUUAGUUUCCCAUGGAAUUCCCCAACAACCAUCGGACUAAUUAUCGGUGGUAUUGUUGUUUUGGGAAUAUUCGGUAUGGUUGAAAGGUAUUAUGCAAAAUACCCAAUCAUGCCCCCUGCUGUUUUCGAUGGUAUAAAUAACAUCCUUAUCUUGGGAGUUAACUGGGUCCAUGCAUCUUUAUUCAUCUCCGGUGCAUACUUCCUUCCCAUUUACUUCCAGAUUGUCCUUGGUGUCGGCCCAACACUGAGCGGAGUCUAUAUUUUACCACAGGUAAUGGGGCUUUCAGUUGUUGCAAUGCUGACAGGGAUGUUCAUCCGAAACACGGGCAAAUAUGUCUGGAUUAUGCGUAUCAGCAUGUUGAUAACGACUUUGGGAUAUGGCUUAUUUUUGGAUUUCCAGUCCUACACGUCCUGGCCUCGACUUAUUAUAUACCAGCUUAUUUCCGGCAUUGGUAUCGGUCCCAACUUUCAGGCCCCUCUGAUUGCCAUCCAGAACAACAUGCCACCCGGAGAUGUAUCCGGAGCUACCUCGACGUUUGGUUUUAUGCGCCAGCUUGCUACAUCGUCGUCCAUCGUCCUUGGUAGUGUGGUGUACCAGAACAUCAUCAAUGGCAAAGAAGCGUAUCUUACUGAAGUUUUGGGCCCGGAAUUAGCUCCUAAAUUCCUUGGGAGCAUUGCUGGAGCGAAUAUUGACUUAAUCCACCAGCUGACUCAGUCUCAAAAAGAUAUCGUGCUGAGUGAAUAUACCACUGCACUCAAACGGGCUUGGUUGUUUUACACCGCUCUUAGUGCGAUUGGGUGUGUUUUCAGUUUCUUUGUCCGGGAAAAGGCUUUAAACCAGAAUCAUGAAGUGACCAAAACGGGACUCGAGGAGCAGGAGCGCGCUCGACUGGCUCGCAUUGCUGCUGCUAAGAAACCUGAAGACAGGCAGACAGAAUGGCCCGGUAGUAAGUCAAGAAAGCCUCAGUAAUGGGGGCAGAAUCAAGCUACACACUGUUUCUAUGACACCCUUGAUAACGUUGCUAUCCUUCUGCUUAUUUGGUCUGUUAAAUUGCAAACAUGCAUUGGUUGGCGGUAACUUUUGUUUCUUGAUUUGUAUAGACGUUUUGCUACGGAUAUUCAGCAUAUUCCAUUCAGACAGCGAUGAUAAUGUACCUUUCUGUUUAUAUUUGUAUGUAUAUUAAUAUCCUCGACCCUUGUUUCUGGCGUCGUUGUUUGACGUCAAUAUUGUUAGACUAACUACGUUUCAGAAAAUGGUUAGUUAUAUAAUCGCUCGCUAACUAGCUAAGUUCUUCACUGGGAGCUUCCUCUUUUAUUUAACCAGCCUCAGUAAUGAUGACAAAUUAGCAAACGAGGGGUUUACCCGAUCUUCUGGUUCUUGUCAAUCUCAAGUCUCCCUGGCUAGUUUGACACAGUUGAAGAUAAGAUGGGACGUGCGGCGUCAUGGAUAGGCAGUCCCUCAGUCAAAGGCAAAACAGAAGCAGUUCGUAUGGCAAUGCUAACUGCUGGUCUGGCUGGAUUGCAGUACGUUACCCCGUUGAAUCCUCUUCCCCUGGUAAUAUCCCUAUAUUCCAGGAUUUGCGCUCUGUUAGAAAUUGAAGCUCUGUUGAUAUCACCAAUGCAAGCUGUUCUCUGUACACUAGCUGAUCCCUCUGUUAAACCUCGGUCGGCAUUCUAGGUUUACAUGGAGCAUUAAGAUGACAUGUAAUUUAUGCCCUUUCCUCACUAUUUUCAAGUCACUUUGACUAUCGUGCUGAAUUGUUUGGGAGGGCAGAUUUCACUCCAUAUCUUCUAAAGCUCGGAUUCACGAGAUCAAGUGUCUCUCUGGUAUGGAUGGCAACUCCUUCAUUAGGAUUGAUGCAACCAUUAAUUGGGGCGCUUUCAGACCAUUCAAAAUCCAAAUGGGGACGACGGCGGCCUUUCAUUAUUUGUGGACCAAUUUUUGCAUGUAUAUGCUUCCUUUUACUCGGUUGGGCCACGGAAUUUAUAGGACUCUUCAUUACAGAUGAGAAAACCGUUAAGUUUCUUGACCGAUUGCUCCCCCUAACUUGUUCAUACUAACGAGUUUCUAGAAACACAACUUUAUAAUUGUGAUGGCUGUUUUCAGUAUACUGGUAGUUGAUUUUUCAGUUAAUGCUUGCAUGAUAACACCCUCCCCCCCAC